AUGACGUCGAUGGUCUCUCAGUCCGCCCCUACAAUUCUGUGCACCGCCAAGCAGACGCGCUUUCACACGGAUUCUGGGAACUUUCGGGAGCUUGACAUUGCCGGCUUGCAGAUUGUCGCCACAUCCGGUCGUGAUAACCGCUCCUCUGCCGCGAGUUCCAAGUCGAAAGCUCGCUCAGAGGGCGUCGAGAUUUUGACCAAUGCCAGGCUGCUCCUGAAACAAGGCCAGCGAUAUGCACUCGUUGGCCGCAAUGGAACUGGAAAGUCUACCCUGCUCAAAGCCAUCGCUGAGAAAAUUAUUCCCGGUAUCCCUGAAGGUGCCAGAAUUGCUAUCCUCCAACAAAGCAUCUUGAUCGAAGAUGACGGCCAAGCCAAGGCCGCAAUGGCCUGUGAACAGGAACGCAAUGUUCUUCAAGAAGUCAUCGACAGAGCCACGGCCAGAGACACCGUUGAGGAGGAAAUCAAGGUUCUUUCCGAUGGUGUGGACGCAUUGGAUCCGUUCAGUCCUGUAAGGGCGUUGCGGUUGCUAAAACACGACCGAUUGCAGAAACGACUCUUCCACCUUCACAAGGAAGCCACGUUGAAGAGUGGCGCUCGCGGAAUGCAGGCCAGGAAGACUCUGGCCGCCUUUGAAAAGGUGGUCGCCGAGUCCAGCACCAUGAUCAACCAGCCAAGCGAUGACAUUGCCCCUGAAACUCUGCAGGCGGAAACACAGGAGGCUGCAGAUGAGCGCUGGUCCAAACCCAUAACCAGCAUGUCCGGAGGCUGGCAUAUGAGAGCAGCUUUAGCCACGGCUCUGCUACAGGAUUCCGAUAUUCUGCUUCUUGACGAGCCGACCAACUUCCUCGACUUUCUCGGUGUAGUGUGGUUGCAACGAUAUCUGCAGCGCCUUGCCGAGAGCGGCAAAUCACCCACCGUCAUCAUUGUGUCACACGACCGCGACUUUAUCUCUGCCUGCACUGACCUCAUCAUCUUGAAGGAAAGGGACCUCGCUUAUUUCCACGGCACCUUUGCCGGCAUACGAAGCCUCCCAAACUGA
Ustilaginoidea virens is the source of this 1038-nucleotide messenger RNA. RefSeq lists its product as uncharacterized. The record is from RefSeq and is a predicted model, not a curated record. Gene Ontology annotation, molecular function: ATP binding; ATP hydrolysis activity. The transcript has 6 exons. The coding region runs from base 1 to 1038 and encodes 345 amino acids. NCBI's taxonomy places the organism in Eukaryota, Fungi, Ascomycota, Sordariomycetes, Hypocreales, Clavicipitaceae.